Messenger RNA from Prunus armeniaca (apricot), 312 nucleotides. The record is from the annotation of a GenBank genome assembly. Lineage: Eukaryota; Viridiplantae; Streptophyta; Magnoliopsida; Rosales; Rosaceae.
AUGGAUGGACAUGAUGCAGAUGACCCGAAACAGAGCACUGCUGAUAUGACAGCUUUUGUACAAAAUCUUCUUCAACAGAUGGUGUUGCUCAAAUAUAGAAACUUCAUUGAUCUCAUUGAUUUGAAUUAUGUUGGUACUUGUUUCCUUGACCACCAUGAUGCACUUGAUGAGAUGGGCAAUAGGAUAGAUGAGUUGGAGCAGAGCAUCAAUGAUCUCAGAACCGAGAUGGGAGUGGAGGGCUCACCAUCUCCUUCAGCCCCUUCGAAGUCAAAUAUCGAACCCAAGUCAGCUGAUGAUUCAACCAACGAGUAG